This is a messenger RNA of Racocetra persica, 146 nucleotides long. The record is from the annotation of a GenBank genome assembly. Lineage: Eukaryota; Fungi; Glomeromycota; Glomeromycetes; Diversisporales; Gigasporaceae.
AAGAUACUGAUGAUAUGUUAAAUGAUUGUGAAUCAGAAGAUGCUAAUGAUAUUUUAAAUAAUCGUAAACUAGAAGAUGCUGAUGAUAUGUUAAACAAUAGUAAACUGGAAGUUACUGAUGAUCUGUCAAAUUCUUUAGAACUAUGA